This is a messenger RNA of Porites lobata, 3864 nucleotides long. Lineage: Eukaryota; Metazoa; Cnidaria; Anthozoa; Scleractinia; Poritidae. The record is from the annotation of a GenBank genome assembly.
AUGCAGUCUGCAGUGUGCAGUCUGCAAAUGUCAUACACCGAAUUUUCAACAGGUUCUUAUUUUACAAAAACGAAGGCAAUGGUGAAAAUACAGAAAAAAAAUUUUGGUCUAGGUUUCAGUCAGUAAGAUUCAAAGAAUCAAAAAUGUAACUCUGACAGUAUUUUAUGGACCAUGUAGCAUAAGAGCUAGACACGCUAGUACUUUGGAAAGAUAAAUUUACUGUAUGGUUAUAAUCUAAACUGAAUUCUAGAUAAUUAUUUAAUACAGCAAUAUAAUAUUCCAUAUCACAUAUGCCCUGUAGUAGUUAUCUGUGCUGAUGGCUAGUGCCCCUAUCAAAUUAAGAACCUAAGUAGCCUAUGAUCCCACUAAAAACCAUUUCUAUAAGAACCUAUUUAGGCUAAGUUGGAAAAAUCUAGGUUCUCAUACGCGGGUUUUUACUGUUAAUCAUCCUAAAGCUUAUAUACUUCAGAUUUUACAAUACAUUAUGACAUUCAUUGCAAUUAUGAAAAUAAUACAUCUGAAAUAUUUUUAAAGUAUAUGGUUCUGAUAUCUGUAACACGGGGUCUUCAUUGUGACUGUGCCUGCUUGAUGUUCUGAUACCUCAAAAACAAGACAUCUGAGGAAAGGAUCAAAGAAAUCAUCAAGGAUGCUGUUAUCAUUGAGCAAGAGUUCUUCACAGAGGCCCUCCCUGUAAAACUCAUUGAAAUGAACCACAUCCUUAUGAAGCAGUAUAUUGAAUUUUGUAGCUGACAGACUCCUGGUUGCUCUUAAAUGCUCCAAGGUAAAAAUAGCUUAUGUUUGCCUGAUUUUUUGCCCUCCGGUGGAAAUAUUUAGGUGUUUUGACUACGUAAAAAAUAGCUUCAGGGAGUUAAUGUCUUGGUCAAAUCAAAAUGCACCAUUCAAAUCAUUCAAAUCAAAAUGCAACAUUCCCUCCCUGUUUAGGCAUAAAUUUUUGUAAUUCCCCACUCAAUCCCAAGCCAAACAGCUGUUUAAAUGCCCCAUCAAAGGUACAUUUUAGGUCAUCAAAUGCCCCUAUCAUGUAACAUUCAAAAUCUUUACCUUAACCAAACUCUGCUACUGCAACAAUUUAUCAAAGUGCAUGCAAGUACACCCUAGUUUAAAUUUAUCAGCAGUAUGAACAGAUUAAUUUUUUACAAGGGCAGGGACAUUUUAUGGGAAGUUACUACAGAGUUAAGAAGAGAGUAGCAGAAUAUCAGAAGUCAAGGGUAAUGAGCAGAAGUCAUCUACAACAUCAGAACAUGUAUUCAAAACAGAUGAAAAUUUCUAGACCUAUUUUGUACAGACCAUAAAAAUGGAGAAAGAAAUUUAAAACAAAACUUACCAGAAAUGUCAUCAGAGUCAGAGUCAUCAGAGUUCUUACAUUAAGGUUGUAUAUAUUUCCAUGCUGUUGUCAACAUUGCACAAGUAAGUUAGAGUAUUAAUUUUUAGCACCAAAAAUCCUUUUUAUUGCUAUUUUUAAAGCUACUUUACAUAUAUUUUUAUCAGUAUACAGUUUGCAUCUCAGUAUGAAAUAUGCUAUUUUUGGUUAGCCUUUCGGUGUCUUUAAACAAAGUUUUACUAAAGUGUUGGUCAGUUGCUCAUCUUUGUUCACCUUGCAUAAUACAUAGGGUUACUUGUGCAAGUUGUUUGUCUCGAAAUCCGGUGUUCUUGGUUUUUGUCAUAAUUGUGUACACCUGGUUAAGCCUUCCACUUAGACCGAAUUAGAUCGGUGGGUUUGUGGAGUACUGCAGCCUCACUUUUCCUUGCUCCCAUUCGUGCAGACUAGCGGUGUUAAAAUUGUCAGCAAACAGCAGGGAGUGUGGUGUAGCUCAGGGAGAGUUUAAAAUAGGUUUCCCCCAGUUAAACCAACUCAACUGAAUUUGCCCUGUAGUCUUAAAAAAUCGGUCUAGCUAAUAAAAAGUAUUCAAAUAUGACAGCUUUCUCUGAAAGGAACCUCAAAAAUGCUUUUGUACCAUUUCAUUAUGGAUAACCAAGUGAUCUGCAGUCAAUGGGGAAGGCGACUGGGAAGCAAUACCGUAUUGACUCGCGAAGCGACUUGGCGAUAAAAAAAUUUUCACGUUUCAAAUGCGGCGCUUAUUCUAAGGCGGCGUUAAUUUAAAAGUUGAACGCUACAACUGAGAAAUGUUUUAACUAAGUUAUUAUAAUUUUACAAACAUAAAAAAGUGUUCUUUUUUAGGGAUAACUACAAGAGACGCAGUCUUCAAUUCAUGCCAUGCGUAAAUCAGAUCGUAAUGUCAUCGUCAGGCAUCACAAUAACGGCAAAAAUUCAGUCUACAGCGGCAAACUUCUACCAGCAUGUCUACCAGCGUUCUUCUACUGCUGUAAGACAACAAAGAUCAAUCACCAAGCUGACCAAAAACAGAACACACGAACUGCAAACAGUGUCACGGGCCCAGUGAGCACCUCUGUCGGGAUCGGGGAUUCCCUGACCUGCUGCGGUGUUGUAAAAACGCGCGGGGGCUGAGGAGAGAGAUUUUCCGUCUUUUUCUCGCCGCUGUUACAGUGACAUGGACAUCCCCAUUCUCCAAACCCUAGCGAUUUAGGCAUCCGCUUUUCAUAUUACCUUAGCGAUUUGGGUUAGGGUUAGGGCAACAGUAGACUUGCCACAAAGUCGGCUUCUCAUAAGUUCUUAGCGAGCGAGGCGAACGAGAAAAAGCGAGCUUCAACGAGGUCGCGCAGCGAGCCAGGUAGUCGCGAGGUCAAGGAAUAACCAACUAGGAAAAAAAAUUCAAAGGACUUUUAGAAAGUCUAGGGCAGGGGAUGCCUGUUGUUGUUGUCGCGACGUCUUUACUGUCUGAAGGGUGGGCCUCAACUGGCUAGGAAUAUCCCACUUUUAAUUUAAAUUCUCUUUUUUUAUUUGUCACGUUUAACCCACUCACGCACGAGGACACACGUCACACGCGAGCGUUUUGAAGAAUACCGAAUUUUGGCAAAAUGAAUAGGAAGGAUUUACAGCUACGCUGUUACCGUGAUUUAAUAAAGUUAUACUGUGCACCUAUACUUUUAGACAAAAUUUCUGCGGUGAACUGAUUUCUUAAUAUCACUGUAGAAAAUUCUCUACCAGCGAAUAAUAGUGGGGCCGUGUAUGAGUAAUUUAGAAAUAAAAAAAAGUAUAAGAAGAAGAAAAGAAACCAACACUCACCUAUUUUAAAAAGGAUUCAAAUUUCAUGUAUGUAAUCGUGUUCGACAGGCUCUCUCCUGGGAAGGAUCGCCUCUGGCCGCAGCCUCAUUUCAGCUGGGUGACGAGCCGCUUCUUCUUCAUCCUCCUCAGCCUGCUCUUGUCCUUGCUCCCCGAAAAUAUUGAGCGUGAACAUAGCACCCAAAACGCCGCCGAUGACACCCCCGAAAAGUGCACUCAAGAAAAAAUAUUUGAAGGAUAUCAUAGUAGUUGUCGCCUUAAUGCAAGACUGAAAGAACGACUUUUCCAUCCGAUCCCGCUGUUUACAUUUCUAGGUGACGUCAUUACCUAAGACAGAAAGCUUCUUGCUGUUUCUUUAUGCCAGCAAGAGAAUGGGCACUAGUUUAGAGAUUAGGUGGAAGCUUAGAUGGUAGCCAUUUUGGAAACGGGCUGGAGAUGAUUACAAUUUUUGGAUUCGGUGAAUAAGUCAGCGAUUAGGGAAUGUCUGCUCCUCGGAAACCAUGGGAAGGAGCAGUAGUAAACACAAGGUCUAGUGUAGUGCCGUUUGAUUCUCCAUCUCGUCUUCCAUUAGGAGUUGGACCCCCUAGAUUGAAUGCACUUCGCGAUCGUGACUUCGGCAAAAUGGCGAGUUCAACUUCGGAGUCAAGAAAACCUCCACCGUUGCCACCAAGACCUCAAACAUAGAGAUCUAAUGGGGGAUUAAG